AUGUUAGAGGAGAAGGAAGUUUCGGAUAAAAUCAUCUAUGGAGGUCAAAAGAACAGAGAUAACCUUUUUGAGAAAUGGCAAAGACGAGAGGAAGAGGACGAGUUGGUGGUUCUCGUCGGAGUAGACGUAAUAAAGGCCUGGAGAAGUAGUAGAAUCAAGAGUUUGGCUGCUCAAGCUGAUGAGGUAGAAGAUGUAACAUCGCGACAUGAUGAGGUAGAAGAUGUAACACCGGAAGAUGGUGGUGUUGUGGAAGAAGAUAAGGGUAAUGACAAUGAGGCUGUUCAGGCUGAGAAGACAAUGUCUGAAGGUGAUAAAGAAGAUCCUGAGGUAGAGGAUGAUGAAGAAGCUUGUUUGACUGGACAAGAACAGAAAGAGGAUGAAGAAGAAGCUCACAAUAUGGUAGAAGAUGGAGUUCUCAAUGAGAAAGAGAACAAAGAAGAAGCUCUCAAUAUGGAAGAAGAUGGAGUUAGCAAUGCUCAAGAUGAUGAGAUUCCUUAUACUGAAGGAGUUCAGCUACCAGGGGAUGAAGUGAAAGAAAAAAAAUAA
Brassica napus (rape) is the source of this 546-nucleotide messenger RNA. Its product is annotated as nucleoplasmin-like protein ANO39. The coding region runs from base 1 to 546 and encodes 181 amino acids. Lineage: Eukaryota; Viridiplantae; Streptophyta; Magnoliopsida; Brassicales; Brassicaceae. The record is from RefSeq and is a predicted model, not a curated record. The transcript has 3 exons.